Diuraphis noxia (Russian wheat aphid) is the source of this 939-nucleotide messenger RNA. Its product is annotated as 14-3-3 protein zeta/delta pseudogene. NCBI's taxonomy places the organism in Eukaryota, Metazoa, Arthropoda, Insecta, Hemiptera, Aphididae. The record is from RefSeq and is a predicted model, not a curated record.
AUGGACGUGGAACAGAUGCCAGUAGUGGAAAUUAAGGAAAAGUUCCUGUGGAAGGCGAAGCUGGCUCAGGAAGCGAACCGGUUCGAGGAAAUGGCCAAGUACAUGAGACAGGUAGCUGAGUGCGGGGUGCCUAUGACCAAGGAAGAGGACAACAUGCUGGCAGCUGCGUACAAGAGCGUGCUGGACACUAAACGCUCGUCCAGGAGGACGUUGGUGACGAUCGAGCAGAAGGACGGCAUAACUUCGUGGGAAGCAACGGUGGUGCGCCAUUAUCGCGCUCGUAUUGACGACGAAUUGCGCGCGCUGUGCACUGAGGUACUGACACUGGUCGAUAGAUGGCUGAUGUCCGACCAGCCAGAAACCUCGGAUCCUUCCACUGGCGUAUUCUACUGGAAACUUUGUGCCGAUUACAACCGGUAUGCUGCCGAAGUGAUCGAUGACCCGGAUGACCGGGCCGCAGUGGUGGCCAUUUCCAGAGCCGCCUACGAGCAGGCCGACCGAUUGGGCCGGAAGAACCUUCGACCCAUCGAUCCAAUCCGGCUCGGACUCAUGCUCAAUUAUUCCGUAUUUCUGUAUCAGGUGUGCCAACAACGCCGGCAGGGUCACGACGUGGCGAAGCUUGCGUUUGACGAGGCUUUAGCUGAGAUAGAUACCAUCGAAGAGUCCAUGUAUGACGAUUCGACGCUCAUCCUGCGACUUAUCCGGGAUAACUUGACCAUAUGGAUUCAAGAAAACGGUGGAGAGUCGUAUGCAAGGGCCUCCGAAAACCAGACAGCCCUAGUGGCAUUUUCGGUAGAGGAUGAUAUAGUACAAACAGACCUAGUGACUACAGAYACGGUGGCCACGUCCACAGUUCUGCUGCCGUUGUCACCUUCGACCGUCGCCGUCGAAUCACAGCCUGACAUCGAUCGUCGUUCGUUGCAGGAUAACGCGAAUUAA